AUGUCUGGUGUCUACCGAUCUUCUCACAGGUCUCAUUACGCAACUUCUUUUGCAGCGCAUAUGAUACCAAAGUUGGUGUCCAUCAACAGCAACCUUUUAUACUACAACCAAUAAGUGCGCGGUGGUUCAGGUGUUAUUUUCAGCCCAACAACCAUCUUUACAUCGACUGCAAUAAGCGUAGACAGACUAACCACUCUUGCUUUGCGCCUGGCAUAUAGAAAUGUUGUCACAUUAAGGCGAGUUCGAGCGGCUGUGUUUUGUUUUGGUUGUUGA
Pocillopora meandrina is the source of this 273-nucleotide messenger RNA. NCBI's taxonomy places the organism in Eukaryota, Metazoa, Cnidaria, Anthozoa, Scleractinia, Pocilloporidae. The record is from the annotation of a GenBank genome assembly.